ACAUGAUGUUUCAUAAGAUCUACAUCCAGAAGCACGACAAUGUCAGCAUCCUGUUUGCAGACAUCGAGGGUUUCACCAGUCUGGCCUCGCAGUGCACAGCGCAAGAGCUGGUCAUGACUCUCAACGAGCUUUUUGCCCGCUUUGAUAAGCUGGCAGCGGCUGGUUCGAGAGGUGACCGGGGUGAAUGUGAACAUGCGCGUUGGGAUCCACAGCGGCAGGGUGCACUGCGGGGUUCUGGGACUCAGGAAGUGGCAGUUUGACGUCUGGUCCAAUGACGUCACAUUAGCAAAUCAGAUGGAAGCUGGAGGAAAAGCUGGACGKAUUCAUAUCACCAAGGCCACCCUGAAUUAUCUGAAUGGGGACUAUGAUGUGGAACCAGGAGCAGGAGGAGAAAGAAACGCCUACUUGAAGAGGAGCAACAUAGAAACCUACCUCAUUGUGGGCUGCAGCCAGAAAAGAAAAGAAGAAAAGGCRAUGAUCGCCAAAAUGAGCAGACAGAGAACGAACUCUGUCACCCACAACAGCGGCCACUGGACCGACCGGCCCUUCUACAACCACCUGGGUGGACCCCAGAUCUCCAAGGAGAUCAGGAGGAUGGGCUUUGAGGACCCCAAGGACAAUACUCCAAACAGGUGGACACCAGGUUUGGAGCCUACGUGGCCUGUGCCUCCCUCGUCUUUCUCUUCAUCUGCUUCAUCCAGAUCGUCAUCGUCCCACCCUCAAACCUGAUGAUUGGCUUCUUUGUCACCUGCUUUAUCAUCUUGAUGGCCGUCAUGUUCGUAUCAGCCGUGUACUCCUGUUUUGUGAUCUUCCCAGUCCCACUUCAGAGUCUUUCCAAGAGAAUAGUCCAGUCCAGACUCAACAGCACYUUAGUCGGUGUCUUCACCACCAUCAUUGUUUUUCUCUCUGCUUUCAUUAAUAUUUUCACCUGCAGCAGUCAGGAAGUGCGCAGCUGCAUCAGGUCAGAGCUGAACAUCAGCCUGAACAGGGUGAGCGCCUGCCACGCUGUGCUGCUCAACGUCAGCCUGGACUCCCAGCACAGCCCCUGUGGAGAGAACACGCUCAUCUGCAGCUUUCCUGAGUACUUUACAUGCUGUGUUCUGCUGAGUCUGCUGGCCUGCUCCGUCUUCCUGCAGGCCAGCAGCAUUGGGAAACUCUUCCUCAUGCUUUGCAUCGAGUUCCUCUACCUUCUCAUUAUGGAGGUGCCCAAAGUGAACCUCUUUGACAACCAGGACCUGCUGGUCAUGGCCAACGCCAUACACUUUGACGAGCACAUCAAUGGGACAAGCUGUGUGGUGGACACCAAGGUUCCUCUGAAGAUCAUGACCCCAGUGGUGAUCACAGUCUUUGUCCUCGCCCUGUACCUUCACGCUCAGCAGGUGGAAUCCACAGCCAGGCUCGACUUCCUGUGGAAGCUGCAGGCCACGGAGGAGAAGGAGGAGAUGGAGGAACUUCAGGCCUACAAUCGGCGUCUGCUCCACAACAUCCUGCCCAAAGACGUGGCCGCUCACUUCCUGCAGCAGGAGCGGCGCAACGACGAGCURUACUACCAGUCCUGUGAGUGUGUCGCAGUCAUGUUCGCGUCCAUCAGCAACUUCUCCGAGUUCUACGUGGAGCUGGAGGCCAACAAUGAAGGAGUGGAGUGUCUGCGACUUCUUAAUGAAAUCAUUGCUGAUUUCGAUGAGAUCAUUAGUGAAGAUCAGUUCCGUCAGCUGGAGAAGAUUAAGACCAUCGGCUCCACCUACAUGGCGGCCUCCGGCCUCAACGACUCCACGUACGACAAAGUUGGACGUUCACACAUCCGUGCGCUGGCUGAUUACGCCAUGAGGAUGAUGGACCAGAUGAAAUACAUCAAUGAACACUCCUUUAAUAACUUCAAAAUGAAAAUAGGUCUUAACAUUGGUCCUGUAGUUGCUGGGGUGAUCGGGGCCAGGAAGCCUCAGUACGACAUCUGGGGGAACACAGUAAAUGUAGCAAGUCGAAUGGACAGCACAGGUGUUCCAGAGAGGAUCCAGGUAMCAUCAUUUUUACACCUCCUGUAAAUUCACAUCAGCCAACGGUUUGUAAGAAAAUUUAGUGUUUGUUAUCUGAAAUCAUGACGAAACCACCUGAAUGUUGAAUAGAUUAAAAUGUGAAGAGAUGGACCAUACAACACCAGUGACUGGAGUGAACGGUGCUUUAAUAUGAGGUGCCAUUUGUAAA
Molecule: messenger RNA, 2202 nt
Organism: Austrofundulus limnaeus
Lineage: Eukaryota; Metazoa; Chordata; Actinopteri; Cyprinodontiformes; Rivulidae
Product: adenylate cyclase type 5
Biological process (GO): cAMP biosynthetic process; intracellular signal transduction; adenylate cyclase-activating G protein-coupled receptor signaling pathway
Cellular component (GO): plasma membrane
Molecular function (GO): adenylate cyclase activity
Source: RefSeq, a predicted model, not a curated record